Molecule: messenger RNA, 2158 nt
Organism: Microtus oregoni (creeping vole)
Lineage: Eukaryota; Metazoa; Chordata; Mammalia; Rodentia; Cricetidae
Product: ATP-dependent RNA helicase DDX18-like
Exons: 1
Biological process (GO): maturation of LSU-rRNA from tricistronic rRNA transcript (SSU-rRNA, 5.8S rRNA, LSU-rRNA)
Cellular component (GO): nucleolus
Molecular function (GO): ATP binding; RNA helicase activity; nucleic acid binding
Source: RefSeq, a predicted model, not a curated record
ACUACGCACGUGCAGCUACUGCUCAGUGCAGCCUGCUAGCGCGGCCCGGCAAACAUGUCGCACUUACAGAUGAAACUCCUGCGCAAGAAGAUCGAGAAGCGGAACAUCAAGCUGCGGCAGCGAAACCUGAAGCUGCAAGAAGCAUCAAACACGAGCCUAUCCCAACCUUCCAAUGAAGAUGUGCCCAAAGAAGAGGUAAAGGUCAGAAAAGUUAAGAAAGCAAUAAAGCAUGCUGCAAGGGUGGGCUCAGCAGAAGCACAAAGUGGAGGCAUGCCUGAAGAGACAGUGGAAAACUCGAAAGUUGAAAAGUUACCCCAGAAACCUACUGCUUUAACCAAUGGAGAAACAGCAGCAGCGCCAUCUCCUGAUUCAGAAUCAAAAAAGAAAAAGAAGAAAAAGAGGAAAAUGGCAAAUGACGCAGAGCCUGACACCAAAAAAGCAAAAACUGAAGAAAGCACUGUGGCUCUUGAAACAGAAGAUGCUGUGGAGAAGCCAGAUGACAAGGAAGUGCCCAGCCUGCCCCUGGGGCUGAUAGGGGCUUUUGAGGACACUUCGUUUGCUUCCUUGUCUAACCUCGUCAAUGAAAACACUCUGAAGGCUAUAGAGGAAAUGGGCUUCAAGCGCAUGACUGAGAUCCAACAUAAAAGUAUCAGGCCACUUCUGGAAGGCAGGGAUCUUCUAGCAGCUGCUAAAACCGGCAGUGGCAAAACUCUGGCUUUCCUCAUCCCUGUGAUCGAGCUCAUUGUGAAGUUAAAGUUUAUGCCCAGGAAUGGAACAGGAGUCCUGAUUCUCUCUCCUACCAGAGAACUGGCCAUGCAGACCUUUGGUGUUCUUAAGGAACUGAUGACGCACCAUGUUCACACGUACGGGCUGAUCAUGGGUGGCAGCAACAGGUCUGCUGAAGCACAGAAGCUCACCAAUGGCAUCAACAUUGUCGUGGCCACCCCCGGCCGGCUUCUAGACCACAUGCAGAAUACUCCAGGGUUCAUGUACAAGAACCUUCAGUGUCUUGUUAUUGAUGAGGCUGAUCGUAUCUUGGAUGUUGGAUUUGAAGAGGAAUUAAAGCAAAUUAUUAAACUUUUGCCAGUACGCAGGCAAACCAUGCUCUUUUCUGCCACACAAACUUGAAAAGUUGAAGACUUGGCAAGAAUUUCUCUGAAAAAAGAGCCAUUGUAUGUGGGUGUUGAUGAUGAUAAAGAAGUUGCCACAGUGGAUGGACUUGAGCAGGGAUAUGUUGUGUGUCCCUCUGAGAAGAGGUUCCUUCUGCUCUUCACAUUCCUUAAGAAGAACCGGAAGAAGAAAGUGAUGGUCUUCUUUUCGUCGUGUAUGUCUGUGAAGUACCACUACGAGCUACUGAACUACAUCGACCUGCCUGUCUUGGCCAUCCAUGGAAGGCAAAAGCAAAAUAAGCGAACAACCACGUUCUUCCAAUUCUGCAAUGCAGAUUCAGGGAUACUGCUGUGCACAGAUGUGGCAGCCAGAGGGCUGGACAUCCCUGAAGUCGACUGGAUUGUUCAGUAUGACCCUCCCGAUGACCCCAAGGAAUACAUUCAUCGUGUGGGUAGAACGGCUCGGGGCCUGAACGGAAGAGGGCAUGCCCUGCUCAUCCUGCGCCCUGAAGAGUUGGGUUUCCUUCGUUACUUGAAGCAAUCCAAGGUUCCACUGAAUCAGUUCGACUUUUCCUGGUCUAAAGUUUCUGAUAUUCAGUCUCAGCUGGAAAAGCUGAUCGAAAAGAACUAUUUUCUCCAUAAGUCCGCGCAGGAAGCAUACAAGUCCUACAUACGAGCCUACGACUCCCACUCUCUCAAGCAGAUCUUCGAUGUGAACAACUUAAAUUUGCCUCAGGUGGCUCUGUCCUUUGGCUUUAAGGUUCCUCCCUUCGUUGAUCUGAACGUGAGCAGCCAUGAUGGCAAGCUUAAAAAGAGAGGAGGUGGCGGUGGAUUUGGCUACCAGAAAACAAAGAAAGUGGAGAAGUCCAAGAUCUUUAAACACAUCAGCAAGAAGACAGCGGACCGCAGGCAGUUUUCUCACUGACAGGAAUGGCUUUCUACCUGGACUUUGCCCUAAUUUCCCCCUUUCUCUUUAAGAAGGAACUUUUUAAAAUCACCUUUAGGAUUUUUUUGUCUUUACUAUGAAUGAUAAUUUUUAUUUUUAAAUA